CAGCAGCCUUUAACACAGCCCAGCCAGCUUUCUGUGCAUUCGCAUCAGAGGCAACACAGGAUACACACUCACACACACAUGCACACACUCGUAGCCACUCAAUCAUAUCGCAAACUGGAGUCGCAGUGAGGAAACAGAAUGUCAGGGAAGGAAGCGCUGAAGCCAGUGGGAAAGCAGAAUUUGCCUCAAGUCUGCAGAGCUCUUUUCUGACCCAUGAGGAGUCUGAGGGAGAAGUUCACACUCAUAACAGGCGAAUAUCUGAUGAUAUUUUUGGAAAUCAGCCAGAAACACAAAAGGAGACGGUUUUAGAUUUAAUUAAGGAGCAGAAAGUCAGCCUACAUUUGGAUACCACCCUCAAGAUCUGGGUUUUCAAAGAGAGAAGACGUACAUCAGGAGGAAAUUCUUCAAAUUCUCUUUGUCUCUGACCGCUCUGCUGCUCAGGUCUUUCACAGUCCCAUCAUCUGCCGCCACCAUCAAACUGCAGCAGGACACAUCGUCAGGUUUGCCACACAACCACGAGGAACAUGAGUCUGUCACGGAACGGGACGCUGGAGAAGACGGUGUCUGAGCAGGCCCACUCUGAGCGGGGCUCCCCCUCCAGAGCGGGGUCAGGGGUCGUGGUGCCGCCUCCAUACUCCCUGGGGGGCAGCGAAGCCGCUGACACCCCCCUGGAGCUAAGGGGCUCUCUGGACUGCUGGGCUUGCUCUGUGCUGGUCACCGCGCAGAAUCUGGUCAUAGCUCUGAUCAACGCCGGGCUGGCCAGCAUCGUGUUCGGCACCAUCCUCACCCCCGCUCUCACCAUGAUCAUAUUCGGCUUCCUCUGCCACUCCACAGUGCAGCCCCACGGAACGUCUCUGUAUUGCUCGGACCUGCUGGAUGACAGCGGCUGCGUGGCCCUGCUGGUUGUGGGCUUUCUGCUGCUCACCCCUCUGCUGGUCCUGGCUCUGGCUGCCUACUGUCGCCUGGCCCGACACCUCCAGCUGGGCAUGUGUUUCAUUCCCUACAGCCGCGCCGUCUACAAGAACCUGCCCGCCUCACGCCAACGGGGGGCUGGUGCAGGAGGCUGCUGUGGCCAGCGGGGAGGCUCAGAGAGGGAGGGGAAGGGUAGUGUGUGGGUGUAGGGCAGGAGAGGAGAGGAGAAUUGUGUAUGGUUAUAUUAUGUAUUCCAGUUUAAUGAUCAGAGUUGGGUUGUUUGAGUCCAGAUUUUUUUUUUCGAAAGCAAAUUUUUGCCGUAUUUCUUUUUUCUAAAACCAUUGUAAAAAUCCAUCAUAUUUAAUCAUUUAUAGUCAUUGUUUUGAAGUCAAUAUUGCUGUUUUGCAUACAUUUUCAAUAUACUGAAUGUAUUUUAUACCUUUUUACAAUAAAGUGUCACUUGACCUGC
Molecule: messenger RNA, 1381 nt
Organism: Chelmon rostratus (copperband butterflyfish)
Lineage: Eukaryota; Metazoa; Chordata; Actinopteri; Chaetodontiformes; Chaetodontidae
Gene: tmem88a
Product: transmembrane protein 88 a
Exons: 3
Coding region: 525-1121 (198 amino acids)
Cellular component (GO): plasma membrane
Molecular function (GO): PDZ domain binding
Source: RefSeq, a predicted model, not a curated record